Messenger RNA from Drosophila suzukii, 1806 nucleotides. Its product is annotated as B-cell lymphoma/leukemia 11B. Lineage: Eukaryota; Metazoa; Arthropoda; Insecta; Diptera; Drosophilidae. Gene Ontology annotation, biological process: regulation of DNA-templated transcription. The record is from RefSeq and is a predicted model, not a curated record. Gene Ontology annotation, cellular component: nucleus.
CCAGCAGUCGAAACUGGAAUUUCGAAACGCAAGGAACUAGAGAACCCAAGACCCCAGAACCCAAAGCCCAAAGAACCAAAAGCCAGUGAAAGUCGAAAAGUGUAUUGAAGUGAAAAUGAAUCUGCUCAUGGAUAGCCUGCCGUCGCAUGCGAAUCCUGGCCAGCGUCGCUCAACGCCACCUCAGCACGCCGAACUGAGGAUCUCCACAUCACCGCAGCAAUCGCCGCAGCAAAAUCAAACAACUAAUCACAACAAUAAUAAUGAGACACUCACAUCGCCAGCCGGUGGAAAGACCACUCUGAAACGCGCCUUUGAUGUGGCCUUUUUGAUGAUGCCCGAUGAGCGGAUCAAGCAGAAGCAGGCGGAGAAGCAGGCCCGUCUCCAGGAGGCACUGCAGCAUCAUCACCACCAGCAGCAGCAGCAACAGCAGCAGCAUCAGCAAAUGAGCCAUUAUCCCACGGAUUUGUCUCCCCGAGGAGCUUCCUCGCAGCCUCCUUCGCCGGCGGCUUUGGAGUACAUCAGUCUGUUGGAGGCACGCCAGAGGUAUCCACAGAUCAGCAUCCGUUCCCCGAGGGUUUAUGAUGAUCCCAGUGUGAUCAUACCCCUGGUGGAUUCUCCAGAGGCGCCCUCAACUUCCUCGCCACCACCUCCCAUGCGCAGCGCUUUCACCAAGGUGGCCUCCUCAUCGCUGUCUACUGCAUCAUCCUCACCUUCGACAACUUCCCGUUUGGAGUCACCCGUGGAUGUUGGAGCUCCUCCUCUGAGUCCCGACCAGCUGAGCUGUCACUCGAUGAGUCCGCCUUUGGUAACGCCACCGCCCAGGACCAACAGUGGUGGCCAGAACCCAAAUCCCCUGCCGGCUAAUCCCAUUGUGUACCACAACUUCCGGCCGGAGUAUCAGUUCAAUGGAGCCUUCCAGGCGGUCAAUCCCAUGCAGGCUUUGCAGGCACAGCAGCGACUCAAGCAGCAAUUGCUGUACACCCGUCCUCCAGGACCAGGAAAUCCCAAUGGAGGCGGAGUACCCAUGCCGGGAAAUUCACCACCAGGUCCACCGUCGGAGUUUCUGCAUGGCUAUCCGGGAUUUGCUCCGCCACCACAUCCAUUCGCCGUAUCCCAACCUCUGCAGAAUCCCGCUGCUGCGGCCAUACUCUCCACGCUGAUUCCACCCACCUUGGCAUCCACUUUCACCCUGACCGCCCAGAAUGUCUGCGCCAAGUGCAAUAUAAGCUUCCGGAUGACCAGCGAUCUGGUGUAUCACAUGCGAUCCCAUCACAAAAGCGAGGUGGCCUGUGAUCCCAAUCGGCGCAAGAGGGAGGAGAAACUGCGAUGUCCCGUCUGCCAGGAGACCUUCAGGGAGCGUCACCACUUGACGCGACACAUGACCGCCCACCAGGACAAGGCCAGUGAUCACCAGCCGCAGUUGGAGGACUCAUCCUCCUCCGCCGGCGGAGAUAACGAGAUCAUCAACGUGGUUGGAGGCACACCACCAGGUCGCCGAAUGGGCGGCAUGUCCAAAUGAUCGAAGCAUUUCUUCGGAUAUUUUUAAGGCAUCUCCCCACCACCCGCAUCCGUUGGUUUAACCCAUAACGCCCGUUUUCGAUUGUGAUAUUAAUUUUAGUUUCCCUCACGCUCCGAUUUCAUUUCCCUUAGCCUUAAAUGUAGUGCAAUUUGUAUCUUAAAUAUCUCACUGGAUCCCCCUGUACGUCUAUUAAUUCUAUAACUUAUCCAGGGACCCGAAAGGAUUCCGAGUUUGAUCAUUGUAAAAUAUUAUAGUUAAGUUGCAGAUCUGCUAGUAUUAGCAUUCAA